Gavia stellata (red-throated loon) is the source of this 1050-nucleotide messenger RNA. It is a transcript of the gene SNRNP27, whose product is annotated as small nuclear ribonucleoprotein U4/U6.U5 subunit 27. Gene Ontology annotation, cellular component: precatalytic spliceosome. NCBI's taxonomy places the organism in Eukaryota, Metazoa, Chordata, Aves, Gaviiformes, Gaviidae. The coding region runs from base 1 to 471 and encodes 156 amino acids. Gene Ontology annotation, biological process: RNA splicing. The transcript has 6 exons. The record is from RefSeq and is a predicted model, not a curated record.
AUGGGCCGCAGCCGCUCCCGGUCGCCGCCGCGGCGCGAGCGCAGGCGUUCGCGGUCCACCUCACGGGAGAGGGAGAGGAGGCGAAGAGAGCGAUCCCGGUCCCGGGACAGGGACAGGAGGAGGAGCCGUUCUCGCUCCCCGCACAGGAGACGGUCCAGGUCGCCGAGACGGCACCGAUCCAGCUCCUCCUCCCCGCCGCGGCUGAAGGAAAGGCGGGAUGACGAGAAGAAGGAGAUAAAGGACUCCAAAGGCAAAGAGCGUCAGAUCACGGAGGAAGAUUUGCAGGGCAAGACGGAAGAGGAAAUUGAGAUGAUGAAAAUGAUGGGCUUCGCCUCUUUCGACACGACGAAAGGGAAGAAGGUGGAUGGCGCCGCAAACGCGUACGCCAUCAACGUGUCCCAGAAGAGGAAGUACAGGCAGUACAUGAACAGAAAAGGAGGGUUCAACAGGCCCCUGGAUUUCAUCGCCUGACGCCGGGCUCGCUCGGGGGAGAACCGCCCGCCGAGGAGGACUUCGCUUCCCGGCGCACGGUGGGCAGCUCGGAGACCGGAUCUCGGAGGAAUUUGGGUUAUUCCCAACGGAUCCCGCUGCGCUCGUCCUGCCCCGCAGCCAGAGCGGGUACGAGUCACCAUUUCCCAGAGUCUUUAUUUUAUUUUUUUUUUACAGUAUCCCUCGUGGUUCGUUCCUCGCUGGGAUUUCAUCGUGUUUUUCCUGUUGUUUUUUGACGUUCCCUGUGACAAUAAACCCCCCCCAUAUAUUUUCCCCUGGAUUUUUAUAAUUCAGGAAUAAAGCGCGGACAAGGAGGCUGCCGGAAACCUCCGGCCGGUUGUUUGCCCGAGCCGCUGCGGUUGUGCGGGGACUUUACACCCCAAAACGCCUCAAUUCCCGUGUCGCACACAUACGUAUAGAUCUAUACGAAUAAAUUAAACGGCGCACGGCCGCGGCAGCGCCUGUUUGGGGCUUUUUAUUGUGGAAAAACCCUUUUUUUGCUUAUUUUUUGACGGCGGGCUGGGUGGUUUCCGACAGCAGGGCCUUCCGCUCGCUUCCCGG